GCUUGUCGGGAAGGCGGCGGGCUGAUCCGGCCCUCGGUGGCGGAGGGCGCCAUGGUGGGUGGGGAGGCGGCCGCCGCGGUGGAGGAGCUGGUUUCGGGAGUGCGGCAGGCGACCGAUUUUGCGGAGCAGUUCCGCUCUUACUCGGAGAGCGAGAAGCAAUGGAAGGCUCGCAUGGAAUUCAUCCUGCGCCACCUGCCCGACUACCGCGACCCGCCCGACGGUGGCGGCCGCCUGGACCAGCUGCUGUCCCUCUCCAUGGUCUGGGCCAACCACCUCUUUCUGGGUUGCAGUUACAACAAAGACCUUUUAGACAAGGUGAUGGAAAUGGCUGAUGGAAUUGAAGUGGAAGACCUGCCACAGUUUACUACCAGAAGUGAAUUAAUGAAAAAGCAUCAAAGCUAAGGGCAGAAGAUUCAUCCCAUUUUCCUCACCAGUCACAGCUUGGAAAGGAGGCUAGGAUUAAUGUGACACUGACCGCAGCAGCUCUCUUAAGACUCUUGGUAUCAUCAUAUAGCAAAGAGGCAACUGGAAUGAAAGGGAAUCUUGUCUAGGUGGCAUUUUAAAAGUUCUCAAUCUUCUAAUAGCUAUCACUGUAAAAGUAUGCAUGGAUGGAUAUUUAUGUAUUUAUAAAUCAUGCCCUCUUUUUUAUUUUCAGUUUUUGAAUGUUGGUCAGAAUAUUAAAAAUGCCUGUUUUUUUUUGUUUGUUUGUUUGUUUUGUUUUUAAUGUUGCUGUAAUAAUGGCAGGUAAUGAAUUUUACACUUCGGAUUUUUCAAUAAU
Messenger RNA from Vicugna pacos (alpaca), 778 nucleotides. RefSeq names its product CDKN2A interacting protein N-terminal like (gene XTBD1). Lineage: Eukaryota; Metazoa; Chordata; Mammalia; Artiodactyla; Camelidae. The record is from RefSeq and is a predicted model, not a curated record.